Messenger RNA from Achroia grisella, 2089 nucleotides. It is a transcript of the gene Gpdh1, whose product is annotated as glycerol-3-phosphate dehydrogenase [NAD(+)], cytoplasmic. Gene Ontology annotation, biological process: carbohydrate metabolic process; glycerol-3-phosphate catabolic process. NCBI's taxonomy places the organism in Eukaryota, Metazoa, Arthropoda, Insecta, Lepidoptera, Pyralidae. The record is from RefSeq and is a predicted model, not a curated record. The transcript has 9 exons. Gene Ontology annotation, molecular function: glycerol-3-phosphate dehydrogenase [NAD(P)+] activity; protein homodimerization activity; NAD binding. Bases 295 to 1371 code for a protein of 358 amino acids. Gene Ontology annotation, cellular component: glycerol-3-phosphate dehydrogenase (FAD) complex; cytosol.
UUUUCUAACUGUUAAUCUAUUACUCACUUCACACUUGUAGUAAAAGUAUCCUUCUGUUUACUUAUUGAUAAAGAAACUGAUAACUGGUUUGAUAACGUUCAUAUUCACUACGAUCGUCUGUCAUUAACAUUAGCCAGUAGACAUUCAGUAUUCACUGCUGUGAGCAGUAUGAACAGUUUUUAGUUGAUUGCAUUUUAACUUCAGCAGUUCAUUCGCAAUUUUUAUUUAUCUUCAUUCAGAGACUUCAGUUAUAAUUUUAUUUAAUUUGCUAACUAUUAUUGCAGUUCAUAUAAAAUGGCAGAAAAGCAAAUCAAAAACAGAGUUUGCAUUAUUGGAUCAGGAAAUUGGGGUUCAGCAAUUGCAAAAAUUGUUGGAAAAAAUGCAGCCAGACUUUCCAAUUUUGAAGACCGUGUGACAAUGUGGGUUUAUGAGGAAUUAAUUGAAGGGAAGAAACUGACAGAAAUUAUUAAUGAAACACAUGAGAAUGUAAAAUAUUUGCCAGGACACAAACUACCUGCAAAUGUGGUUGCUGUCCCUGAUUUGGUAGAUGCGGCUAAGGAUGCAGAUAUCCUCAUUUUCGUUGUGCCUCAUCAAUUCGUACGAACUAUAUGUUCUACGCUUCUUGGGAAAAUAAAGCCAACCGCGGCUGCACUAUCAUUAAUAAAGGGCUUCGAUAUCGCAGAAGGAGGUGGCAUUGAUCUGAUUUCCCACAUCAUCACAAGAUGUUUGAAAAUUCCUUGUGCUGUGCUCAUGGGAGCUAAUAUUGCAUCCGAGGUAGCAGAAGAAAAAUUCUGCGAGACUACUAUCGGGUGCCGCGAUGUAUUGCUGGCACCGGUAUUGCGUGACAUCAUACAGACGGAAUAUUUCAGGGUUGUAGUCGUCGAUGACGAGGACGCUGUCGAGAUCUGCGGAGCUCUUAAGAACAUAGUUGCUGUGGGUGCUGGAUUUGUUGACGGUCUUGGUUUCGGUGAUAACACAAAAGCAGCAGUUAUUCGGCUAGGUCUUAUGGAAAUGAUCAAAUUCGUUGAUGUAUUUUACCCUGGUAGCAAGUUGAGUACAUUCUUUGAAUCUUGCGGGGUUGCCGAUCUUGUUACCACUUGCUACGGUGGCAGAAAUAGGCGAGUAGCAGAAGCCUUUGUGAAAACAGGCCGUUCUAUAAAAGAACUAGAAGAUGAGAUGUUGAAUGGACAGAAACUUCAGGGACCAAUAACUGCCGAUGAAGUGAACCACAUGCUGGCUAACAAAAAUAUGGAGAACAGGUUUCCACUUUUCACAGCUGUGUUCCGUAUCUGCCGAGGCGAGCUAAAACCUAGUGACUUCAUUGACUGUAUACGCAGUCAUCCAGAACACAUGAUGAAAGUGGACAAUUAGUUACACAAAUAUUUAGUUAUUUUAGUCUUCUCGAAAUUAGAUAGAUCUUUGAAUAAUUAAUUUAAAUAUUUUUAAAAGAUUAGACGUACCUAUGUAGACUAUUUGUGCCCCAGUGAUUUGUAUUAGUGUGAAAGUUAUUUACAAUUACGUAAUAUGUUGUUAUCUAUACAUUUUAAUAUAAACUUUAUAGUUUUAAGUAGGUAAUUAAUGUGUAUAUUCAAUCUGAAUAUAUAUGUAAUAAUAAAAAGAAAUAGGUUGAUAUAACGAUAUUGUUAGUAUACACUAAACUUUCUUGACUUGCUAUUUGUCAAGAAUACAAACCAUCACUUCUUUAUCCUGCUAAUGCCGAUUCUCGCAGACUUAUCGUGCGUUAUUAAACAAUGUACAAAAUAUAAAUGGUUGCUUCGGUGAUUGGAAUACGAAUUUUUAAUAAUUAUUAAAUGAGCAAUUCAUUUCUAUACACUAUUUUUUCUUGACUGACUAUUUUUCAAGAAUAAAGACUCACUACUUUAUCCUGCUGAUGGUGAUGCUAGCUGUCUCAUCGUGCGCUAUUAAACAAUGGACAAACAUAUAAUUGAUUGCUUCGGUGAUUGUAAUACGAAUUUUUAAUAAUUAUUAAAUGUGCAAUUCAUUUCUGAGUUCAACUAUUUUCUAUGAAAUAUCUGUAUAUAAAAGAAUCUUAUAAAAAAAUAAACAGUCUAAAUAAACUUUAUUGCAA